Messenger RNA from Bubalus bubalis (water buffalo), 4421 nucleotides. RefSeq names its product cyclin dependent kinase like 2 (gene CDKL2). Gene Ontology annotation, cellular component: nucleus. Gene Ontology annotation, biological process: protein phosphorylation. The transcript is spliced from 15 exons. Bases 476 to 2383 code for a protein of 635 amino acids. The record is from RefSeq and is a predicted model, not a curated record. Gene Ontology annotation, molecular function: cyclin-dependent protein serine/threonine kinase activity; ATP binding. Lineage: Eukaryota; Metazoa; Chordata; Mammalia; Artiodactyla; Bovidae.
UGAGCCGUUUCACUGACUACAAGGACCAAGCAUCUUAAGAGCUGCGGGGCGGUGCCCUCUCACCUUCGCUAAUUUCCGUACAGGCCUUGGCCUUAACAGGUGUUGGUGCCUGCCGUGGACGCAUUUCGACCCCGGCCGUAUCUCUCUCUGGAGACUUUGUGCCUAUGGUUGGGGACAGAGUGAGGUCGUUGCCUUGACGACGACAGCAUGCGGCCCGCGGUUCUCCUCAGUGUAAGCUUGCGGCGGGUUGAGGCCAAUCUGCCUACCUGCCUGCUUCACCUGGGACCCGUGACUGCGUCCGCAGAAGAAAUAAAGACAGCUGUGGAAUUGCUAGUUUGCUAGCCAGCAUCUUUUAGACCUGCGAAGAAGAUGCUCUUCACCUCAAUUUUGUCUCCAAGUUGAAAACCUUUGGGACUUUCCACGCGGAAAGAUUUAAAACAAACAAGAGAAAAAUUCCUGGUGGUUUUGAAUUAAAAUGGAAAAAUAUGAGAACCUAGGAUUGGUUGGAGAAGGGAGCUAUGGAAUGGUGAUGAAGUGUAGGAAUAAAGAUAGUGGAAGAAUUGUGGCCAUCAAGAAGUUCUUAGAAAGUGACGAUGAUAAAAUGGUUAAAAAAAUUGCCAUGCGAGAAAUCAAGUUACUAAAGCAACUAAGGCAUGAAAAUCUGGUGAAUUUGUUGGAAGUGUGUAAGAAAAAAAAGCGAUGGUACCUAGUCUUUGAAUUUGUUGACCAUACGGUUCUUGAUGACCUGGAGCUCUCUCCAAAUGGACUAGACUACCAACUAGUUCAAAAGUAUUUGUUUCAGGUUAUCAGUGGGAUUGGAUUUUGUCACAGUCACAAUAUUAUACACAGAGAUAUUAAGCCAGAGAACAUAUUAGUCUCCCAGUCUGGCGUUGUCAAGCUAUGUGAUUUUGGAUUUGCACGGACACUGGCAGCUCCUGGGGAGGUGUAUACUGAUUACGUGGCAACGCGAUGGUAUAGAGCUCCAGAGCUGUUGGUUGGUGAUGUCAAGUAUGGCAAGGCUGUUGAUGUGUGGGCCAUCGGCUGUCUGGUAACUGAAAUGCUCAUGGGGGAGCCCCUCUUUCCUGGAGAUUCUGAUAUUGAUCAGUUAUAUCAUAUUAUGGUGUGUUUAGGGAAUCUAAUUCCAAGACAUCAGGAGCUGUUUUAUAAAAAUCCUGUGUUUGCUGGAGUCAGGUUGCCUGAAAUCAAAGAAACUGUACCUCUGGAAAGACGCUAUCCCAAACUCUCUGAAGUUGUGAUUGAUUUAGCAAAGAAAUGCUUACAUAUUGACCCAGACAAAAGGCCCUUCUGUGCUGAGCUCCUGCACCAUGAUUUCUUCCAUAUGGAUGGAUUUGCUGAGAGGUUUCCUCAGGAACUGCAGUUAAAAGUACAGAAAGAUGCCAGAAACAUUUCUUUAUCUAAAAAAUCUCAAAUCAGAAAGAAGGAAAAGGAAAAGGAUGAGUCCUUGGGUGAAGAGAGAAAAACACUUGUGGUACAGAAUACCAAUGCUGAUCCCCAAACUAAGGAUUCUAAAGUAUUUAAAAUAAAAGGAUCAAAAACAGAUGGAGAAAAAGUGGAAAAAGCGAGUCGAGCUUCAAAUGCCAGCUGUCUCAAUGACAAUGGGAUGAGCCCCGUCAAAAUAGUGCCUUCAACAAGCCUCCGAGAUUGCACCAAUGGCAGCGUGGACCAAACAAGAAAUCCAGGCAUGACAAUUCCCCCACUCACACACAAUCUUUCUGCAACAGCUCCCACUAUUACUUCUGGAAUGGGAACUAUCUCAGGAAUUCAGAGUUACAGAGUGGAUGAGAAAACCAAGAAGUAUUGUAUUCCAUUUGUUAAACCAAAUAAACAUUCUCCACCAGGAGCUUAUAAUAUUAAUGUGACCACAUUGGUUGCUAGUGAAAAGAGCCUACUUCAGGCAAAUAAGAAAAGAAGGGAAUACUCAAAGACAGAUGUCCGUUUGCCUGAACUAAAUUAUAAUCAUCUCCCUGAACUAAAAGCCCUGGAAGGCAUCGCUCGGAAUUCCAGGCUAAUAAAGAAAGAGAACAAAAAUCUUUCAGAAUCUCGAAUUCCAUCUCUGGCCACAAUUGACUUGCACACCCCCAGUAUCGCAUUACAGCAGAUGAUUCAGAGGCUGAUUUGCCUCCCGUGGAACACCAGCACUGAGUGGCCUGUCGAUUCUGAACUGGAGGUCCUUUUCAAGGCCCUAGUGGAAGUUAUUACAAUGCAUUCAUUAUACAUACUGUGUAAACUUCAAGCUCUCUUAAAACUUGGAUCUGUUUUGUCAAAAUUAGUCAUUAUUUAUAUAAAAGUGGAUGUGCUACACAUGAUAGUUUUGAUGCUGCUAUGGUACCUGAGAGAACAUUCUUGUGCAACAGAAUUCUAGGAGCAGAGAUUCAUGGCUUUGAGCAUUGACUUCUGAACUGCCUGCAUUUUCUGAGAAAAGCCUUACAGCAGAAGAAAAGACAUCAUCCAUGUGUUUCACAGGAAGAUUGAAUAACUGUUAUCCCCUCACAUUUCAAGUCCAUUGAUGCUAUUUCAAGAUGUAUCAAAUGAAAGCAUAGUGAUAGGGUUCUUGUUAUAUGAAUGUGUAUUUACUAUUAGUAGAUUGUGUAUUUAAAGUGAGUAAAAAAAAAGAGAAGCAUUUAAAAGGUUUUGUUAUUUAUGCAUUGAAUCUUGUGUGCUAUCUGUAUAAAUGUGUACAUUUAUUUGGAAGUGAGUUCAGUGGAGGUAGAUGAUCAAAACUAGGAUCAAUUGAAGAAAAUAAAAAAAAAAAAGAUAAAAAAGAUUUUGUUUCCUUUACCCAAACUUAAUUAUAAAGCAAAUUUAAAAAUCUUGCUUGUUUCUAUGCUUUAAGGAGAAAAGUAACUACUCUCUAUGGAUAGAAGUGUAUCUUUGGUUUCUGUGAUUAUUGUUAAUGUUUGAUCAGUGUUAUUGUGGGAAUUUUGGCCUCUCUGCUGAUCUUCUAAGAACCACACUAAAGCAAAUUUUGCAAAGAAACCAUUAUUUCUAAUAACUUAGUGUGAUUCUGGCAUUGGAUAGUCCUCUGUUUUGUAAUAUUCUAGUGCUAAUGUUCCUGUGUGUAGGAAUGUGAUUGAAAUGAGUGGUGAAGAAAAAUUUCAUUAAGUUUACCUUGGAGCUGAGUACUGUGCUUCUCAUUUGAAAAAAAAUAGAGGUAACCAUAACUGCGUUAUGUCGAGUCAGGCUGAUUACUCUUUUCUGGCCCAGUGUCUAUGAAACUCCCCAGUUGGAAAUGCUUUAGGGAGGGAAUGUCGACUGUGAGGACUUCACUCUUGUCCCACUGAUAGUUUGAAGGUGACAUUAGACAGAACCUAGAGAUGUUCCUCUUUCCUUGUUUCCUCAAAUACUUAGGCCUUCCCCAAAACUUUUUAUCAAGGUGCAAAAUCAUUUACCAUCAGCGCAUACAUCUUUUCUAGUGCUCUGGUCCAAACUUUUAGGUGGUAAUGUUAAACCAGUUGGACUGCAGGUUUUUGGUUUCUGGGUUGUAAGUCAUACUCUGCAUUUAGAGAAUGGUUUUUAAGGGGACCAGAAUUUGUGUGGACACUUUUUUUUUGCCUUAACCUAUUAACAACGUAUUGUUUUUUUCCAAAAGGCAUUGGCUAGAAUGCCUCCCAAAUUUAACUAGCACUUUUCUCUAUUACUCUAAGGAGCUUAAUAUUGAAAUUCUGACCUUAGACACUUGGGCUUCAAAAGAGUAGGACAUUCCAGAGGAGGCAAAAUAAGAGGCUCCAAUGUGGAGUCUAUCGGUAGUUCAGCUAAAAUUUGGUCUUGAUUCUGAAGUUCUAUCUUUAACCUCUGACCAAGUAUUUGACUAGAUUGUUAUGGCUAACACACUGAAGAAAAUUUGUGUAUAAGUACUAAUUGGCUUCACAUUAAAAUAUUAUUUUAUUUUUACUUUGAAAAAUAUUGCCAAGAGACUCUACAGCAUGGAAAGCAGAUGAUACUUAAAAAGCCAAGUGUUUCUCUAGUUUAUUUCUAUGUUAUUUUAAUUUAUAGAUCAGUGUGAAAAUAUCAUCUCAGUGUCUAAGGAUCUAAGAUCAAUAACCUUCUCAUUUCUAUAUUUGCUUUUGGGCAUUUUUUUGUUUAUUAAAACAUAUUGUGAACUUCAGAGUUAAGGAACUAAAAAUGAUUUACUGUAAGUCCAGGUUGAGACUUGAGGAUCUUAUCUGGUUAGAACUUGCAGAACUACUUGAAAGAGAAGAUUUUGCAAAUUGGGGCCAUAGAUACUGAACCAAAAUAAUCCCUCUUUUCAGUUUGAGGUUACUUUAACUUUUUCUCACCUACAAGGAUAUGAUUAAGCCACUUACUAAUAGAAAAUAUAUGUAUGUAUUGGUGGGGGAAAUGGGCUUGCUGUGUGUAUGUAUGUUCUAAAAUUAAUAAAUAUUAUAUCUUACUGAGCUCCA